AUGGGCUUCUUCCAGCGCGACAGCAAGCAGCAGCCCGAGACCAAGCUUGAAGUGGUUGACGAGUCUCUUCGGCAAGAGACAGAAUGGAAGCCAACAACUCACCAACUAAUGAUCAUGGUCGCUCUGAGUGUCAUCAGCUUCAUGGUUUCACUCGACGCCUGUAUCAUUGUCACUUCACUUAGUGCUAUUGUGGAAGACCUUGGAGGAACUGCCACUCAGAGCUUCUGGGUUGGCACGGCCUAUCUAUUGUCAACAUCGGUGGCCAUGCCAUUCCUGGCUUCAAUAUCAGAUAUCUUCGGCCGACCGAUCCUUCUGAUAUUCUCUAUUAUAAUGUUCACUAUCGGCUCCAUCAUUUGCGCCACUGCGCCGGACAUCGCUACACUCUUGGGCGGCCGCUCGAUCCAGGGUAUCGGAGGUGGAGGUAUCAUCGUUCUGAGUCUGGUAAUCUUCACGGACAUUGUUCCUCUCCGACAGCGACCCAAGUGGUACGGAACUGUCCAAGGAGCCUGGGCGCUGGGCAACUGCGUUGGACCCGUCCUAGGUGGAGCAAUUGCCGACGGCACCACCUGGCGAUGGGUAUUCUACGUCAUGUUUCCUUUCUGCGCCUUUGGCCUCAUCUCCAUCCCCUUCCUUCUCACUUUGAAGCCGAAGGUGGAGACGCUGGGACAGAAGCUCGCACGUGUCGACUGGAUUGGCUCCGCUAUCUUCAUGACCUCCGCGACGUUGUUCCUCAUAGCGAUCUCAUGGGGUGGUACCCAAUUUGAGUGGUCCAGUGCGGCCACUAUCGCACCUUUGCUCGUCGGCGCAAUUGGCCUGCUGGGUACCGCGGCCUGGGAGAAAUACAUGGCGAAAGAGCCCUUCCUGAAGCAUUCGCUGUUCUACAACGUUAGCGCCAUCUCGACUUUUAUCUGCAGCGCGGCGCAGGGCCUGGUUCUCUUCGGCCAGCUUUACUACGUUCCCUUUUAUUUCAUGUCGGUGCUGGCAUACUCGCCUAUUCACACUGGCCUGGCCCUCCUCCCGGUCAUGCUGACCCUCGUGCCCGGGUCCAUCAUCACUGGUGUCUUGAUCACCCGCUGGAACGGCUACCGCUGGCCCAUCUGGUCGGGCUGGGUUGUCACGACUAUUGGCUGCGGCCUGACCACAAUGUGGGAUGAAGACACCCCCAUUGGAAUCUGGGUCGUCACACUGAUUCUCCUGGGCUUUGGCCAUGGGGCUAUCCUCAACGCCCAGAACUUUGCCUCGCAGGCCAUCUGCAAGGACGGCGAGGAGGCGGCCGCGGCAGCCAUGUACGGCUUCCUGCGACACUUCGGCACCGCGCUCGGCGUGGGAAUCGGUGGCUCGGCCUUCCAGAACAUCAUGGCGCUCAAGCUGUCAUGGACGGACGUGCCGGGCGGAGCCGAGAUCGCCAAGAACGCCGAGGCGUUCAUCGUGAAGCUGCUGGCCAUGCCGUCCUCGCCCGAGAAGGACCAGAUCAUCGACGGCUACGUGUUCGGCUUCCGCGGCGUCUACAGCGUGUACCUGGGCAUCAGCGGCGUCGCCUUCUUCAUCAGCCUGCUCAUCCGCCACUAUGACAUGAACAAGGAGCUUCUGACGGACCAUCAGCUGCAGGACAACAACAUUGCCCGCAUCAUGGACAAGCGGCUCUCCUCGUACCGCAACUCGCGCAUGGACACCUCCACCUUCGCCGGCCUCAAGCAGCUCGACGUCGUCCAGGAGAGCCCUCAGGAGACGCUCAACGGCUCCAGGCGGCCGAGCGAUGCCGAGACGAGGAUCGGGAGCGGGACAGCGACGCCGCGGAUCAAGGAGGAGGUCGAGGAGGAAGAUCUGCCGCAGUUGCCGAAGCCGGUUGCGACGGUGUUGAUCAAUGAGAUUGUAAAGACUGAGUCCCCGAAGACUGAGGUUGCGAAGGCUGAGACAGUGACUGCUGAAGAGGCAAAUGCUCAAGCCGCAAAAUCUGAGGCCGCAAAGCCUGAGGCCACAAAGCCUGAGGCCGUGAAGUCUGAAGAGACGAAACCUGAAAAUACGAAGCCUUAG
Molecule: messenger RNA, 2034 nt
Organism: Diaporthe amygdali
Lineage: Eukaryota; Fungi; Ascomycota; Sordariomycetes; Diaporthales; Diaporthaceae
Product: major facilitator superfamily transporter
Exons: 2
Coding region: 1-2034 (677 amino acids)
Biological process (GO): transmembrane transport
Molecular function (GO): transmembrane transporter activity
Source: RefSeq, a predicted model, not a curated record